Molecule: messenger RNA, 4430 nt
Organism: Pichia membranifaciens NRRL Y-2026
Lineage: Eukaryota; Fungi; Ascomycota; Pichiomycetes; Pichiales; Pichiaceae
Exons: 1
Coding region: 166-4296 (1376 amino acids)
Biological process (GO): sulfate assimilation
Cellular component (GO): sulfite reductase complex (NADPH)
Molecular function (GO): iron-sulfur cluster binding; sulfite reductase (ferredoxin) activity; heme binding
Source: RefSeq, a predicted model, not a curated record
GAUUUGGCGAUAUACCGAUACCGGUGGAGGCCUUCUCUUAUAUUGGAAGAGCAUUUUGCGUCGUCCAAAUUUUUUCUUCUGUGGUCCACCUCCGUUUGGGCCUUUAUUGUUUGCUGCUUCUGCUAUUGCAACGCUGCGUAUCUGUAUCUAGCAAGGACUACAGAGAUGGCACAGAAACAGGAAGAGGCAAUUGCCAGGGUCGCUGCGAUCGUGGCACAGGUCUCAGACGCAAAAUUUUACCAUGUUGAUCCGUCGUCCAAGACUACCGCAAGCAAGCUCUCCUCCAACGAUGCGUUGACGUACAUCGACGAGCCAAAGUCGAUUGUGUCGAACUUGGACUCGAGGAAGUUUGUCCAGGCUCUGCCUCUGCUCUUGAAGAAGGACAGCUCCAAGAUCUACAACCUCAACGUGAAGAUCUCGAACGACGACUUCUCCAUCGUCACUGCCUGCAAGGAUCUUGGCUUCGCUCUGUUCAUCUCCUCGGACGUCCAGGAGUCGGUCGAUUUCACCCUUCUCUCUGCCUUGGUCUCCAAGGUCUCCCACCAAUCUACUAUUCAUUUCUACGUCGAGGAAAAGUCCCAGGCGGUCGACGUGUCCGCUCUAGACUUGGCCAAAGUCAAGUCGGUUUACGACUCGUUUGACUCACCCUCUUUGGAUGACGCAUUUGCAGCCAUCAAGUCGCUCACAGGUAACACACACUCCGAAUUCAAGCUCGUUAACCAUGCGAAAUCCGCAACCAACUUGAUUCUCCUCCUCGGUAACCCGACGGCUUUUGCAAACGAUGUCAAGUUCACCUCUUCGAACUCCUUGAUCUCCAUUAAGGUUUAUAGACCUCUUGAAUUGCACAACUUGGAAAAGCUAAUCGCUUCAGUCGAGUUUGAAAAAUUGAUCGUGCUGGAGCAAUCCUCCGUUAACCUUCAGUUCCAGUCUCUAUUCUUGGACUUGCUCAACAUACUGCCUUCGUUAAGCAACUCCUCCAACGUCGAGGUCUUGCCGCUUCAGAUAUUGAAGGUUGAUUCUUCAAACGUCGAUUCUGUCGUGGAGUCCUUGAACAAAAUCAAGUCCUCGAGCCUCCCUGUGUUGGGUAAGGCUUUCAACGAAACCUCUGCCCCUUCAGUUGGUACCUUUGAAAAAUCUUCAGAUGGUGCAUACUUGCGACUCUUGAAAGAGUCUGUGGAUCCAAAAUAUUUGAACAUUUUGAACGACUUUGAAAUCAACCCAUCUCCAGAAUACUCUUUUGGUAAGUUUUUAUACCAAGAAGAAGAGUUGAAAAAGUUGGUCGAGCUCGUCGAAUCGAAGCUUUCUUCAUUCACUGGUGAAUUGAACGAUGAACUAACCAACUGGCUUGUCAAGGCAAGAGACACAAGUGACGUUCACGACGGAUCUGCCAUCGUCAAGUUGUUAGAGAAGGACAACUCCACCACUGCCGUGGAAUUAUUGGAAUUGAAAAAGUAUUUCACAUUGACCCACAACUGGAUCAUCGGCUCCGAUAACUGGUCUUACGAUUUAGGAUUAUCCGCAUUCCAUGCCGUUUUGAACUCAAACAACAAGAGAGUGAAGUUACUUAUCAUCGAUUCCGACUCCUCAGUCAACCAGAAACAGGGCAAAAAGAACUUAGGUUUGUUUGCCAUGAACUAUAAGAACUCAUACGUUUCCUCCAUCGCUAUCUACUCCUCUUAUACACAAGCAUUGGCAUCCUUUAUUGAAGCUAACAAGUUCUCAACUGGUCCAUCGAUUGUGCUCGCUUACAUGCCUAAAUCAAACAAUUACUUGGAAUUAUUGAAAGACACGAAAAAGGCUGUCGAUGUCGGUUACUGGCCAUUAUAUAGAUUCAACCCAACUUUAGAGAACGAAGACGAAUCAUUCAAGCUUGAUUCUUCUUUCAUCAAGAAGGAACUACAAGAUUUCCUUGACAGAGAAAACAAGUUAUCUCUUUUGGUUUCCAAGAACUCUAAAUUGGACUACAACUUGAAGACUUACAAUAACAAAGUCAGCACCAACGUUGAUGAGAACUCCAAGAAUGCUUUCAAGGACUUGUUAGAAAAGUUAAGUGGCGCUCCUCUAACCAUCGCGUAUGCAUCCGACGGUGGUAAUGCUACAAACCUUGCCAACAAGUUGAACAGAAGAGCAAUUAGUAAAGGUUUGAAGGUCAAAUUACUCCAGAUGGAUGAUUUGUCUAUGGACGACUUAGCAUUAGAAACCAACGUCGCUUUGAUCACUUCUACUUCCGGUCAAGGUGAAUUCCCUAACGGUGGUAAGGCGUUCUGGGAAAACUUAAAGAACUCAACCCAAGAUUUGGCAAACAUCGGCUUUGCCGUCUUUGGUUUGGGUGACUCUAAAUAUUGGCCAAGAGCUGAAGAUGCACACUAUUUCAACAAGCCUGCUCAAGAUUUAUACAAGAAGCUUGAACUUCUAGGCGGUAGAUUUUUGUGUGAUUUGGGUUUGGGUGAUGAUCAAGCCGAUGAUGGUUACAACACUGCCUACAACAGUUGGGAACCAAAAUUAUGGGAAUCUUUGGGCGUCUCCGUUGAGAACGCAGAUGAGCCACCACCAAUCACCAACGAAGAUAUGAAAAUCAACUCCAACUUCUUGAGAGGUACAAUUGCAGAAGGUUUGGCAGACGAAUCAACUGGUGCAAUAUGUGCUACUGAUCAGCAAUUGACCAAGUUUCAUGGAAUUUACAUGCAGGAUGAUAGAGAUAUUAGAGAUGAAAGAAAGAAGGAAGGUAUGGAACCAGCAUACUCUUUCAUGGUUAGAGUCAGAUUACCAGGUGGUAUCUCCACCCCAGAACAAUGGCUCAAAAUUGAUGAGUUAGCCGAUACUAAUGGUAACCAUACUUUCAAAAUCACCACCAGAGCAACUUACCAGUUACAUGGUGUUAUCAAGAAGGAUUUGAAAGAUACUAUAAGAGAAAUCAACACAACUGCAAUGGAUACUUUAGGUGCAUGUGGUGAUGUCAACAGAAAUGUGAUGAUUUCUGCUCUUCCAGGUAACCGUCAUCUUCAUGCACAAAUGGAUAACACUUCCAAAUUGAUUAGUGCUAGAUUAUUGCCAAAGACUACCGCAUACCAUGAAAUCUGGUUAACAGAUUUGAAAGAAGUUGCUAGAGGUAUUGAAGGCUCACCAGCCAAGGUUAUGAUAGGGGGUGAUGCCCUAGUUGAUGCUGAGCCUUUGUACAGCCCUGUCUAUUUACCAAGAAAAUUUAAGGUUGUCAUUGCUAUGCCACCAUACAAUGAUGUUGACGCUUGGGCUCAUGAUGUCGGUUUGAUUGCUAUCGUUGAAAACAACAACAUCAUUGGUUAUAACGUUCUGGUUGGUGGUGGUAUGGGUACUACCCAUAACAACACCAAAACAUAUCCAAGAACAGGAUCCAUGUUUGGUUUCGUUGAAUACGAUAAGGUUAUCGAUGUAUGUGAAAAAGUUAUGAUUGUCCAAAGAGAUAAUGGUGAUAGAAAAAACAGAAAACAUGCUAGAUUAAAGUAUACUAUUGAUGAUAUGGGUGUUGACGUUUAUAAGGCUAAGGUUGAAGAACUAUUGGGUUUCAAGUUCCAGGAGCCAAAGCCUUUCAAGAUUGAAUCCAACAUCGACUACUUUGGAUGGACUCAAGAUGAGACUGGAUUGAACCACUACACUUGCUUCAUUGAAAACGGUAGAAUUGAAGAUGUUGCAGGAAAGCCACAAAAAACCGGUUUAAACAAGAUUGCACACUAUUUCAAAGAUAACAACGCUGGUGUUUUCAGACUUACAGGUAAUCAACAUAUCUUGUUAAGUGAUAUCCCUGACCAACAUCUUGAAGUUGUCAAGAAUUUACUACAUGAAUACAACCUUGAUAACUUGAACCACUCCUCUUUGAGACUAUCCUCUGGCUCCUGUGUUGCAUUCCCAACUUGUGGUUUGGCCAUGGCAGAAGCAGAGAGAUACUUACCGGUUUUAAUUGGCAAGUUGGAAGAAGAAUUGGAGAAAUUGGGCUUGAGAAAUGAUUCUGUUGUGAUGAGAAUGACUGGUUGUCCUAACGGUUGCGCAAGACCAUGGGUUGCAGAAAUUGCGUUGGUCGGUAAGUCAUAUGGUUUUUACAACUUGAUGUUAGGUGGAAGCUACAUUGGUAGCCGGGUCAACAAGAUUUACAAGUCUAAUGUGAACGAAGAAGAAGUGUUGGCAACCUUAGUUCCAAUGUUUGCAAGAUGGGCAAACGAAAGAUUGGAUGGUGAGCAUUUUGGUGAUUUCGUCAUUAGAGUUGGCAUUAUUAAACCAACUUUAGAAGGAAAAUACUUCUGGGAUGAUGUUGUUGAACAUUGAUGUAUUUCAUUUCUCUUUUACUUAUUAUUCUUUUCUUUACUUUCCAUUGUUUACUAGUUAAUAUUUAAUAUCUUGUAUUUUGAUAAAUUUUUAAGUACAAACCAUAUUCACUUAGAAUAAAACAAAACUAUACA